UUCAGUGUUGGAGCAGGGAGCAUAUCAAAACGCAAAUAUGGCUGACCCAAGAGUGUUAUUUAUACUACCCCUUGUGCUCAUAUUAGCGACGGCCACUCAAGCAGCAGAGUUGCAGUGCUACAAAUGCCAAGAUUGUGAAGCAAUUGAGAAAUAUGAAAAAACUGCACAGGCGUGUACAGUCAAGAUACCCUCAACUGUCACCCCAAUCCAAUCCGCAUCUCUUGUCAACGGUUUACCACCUUCAAAUAACAACCAACAAGAGUCACCUAGAAAACAAUCUCAACGUGACACACUCCCUUCAAAUAACAACCGACAAGAGUCAUCUAGAGAACAAUCUCAACGAGACACACUCCCUUCAAAUAACAACCAACAAGAGUCACCUAGAGAACAAUCUCAACGUGACACACUCCCUUCAAAUAACAACCAACAAGAGUCACCUAGAGAACAAUCUCAACGUGACACACUCCCUUCAAACAACAACCAACAAGAGUCACCUAGAGAACAAUCUCAACGUGACACACUCCCUUCAAAUAACAAUCAACAAGAGUCACCUAGAGAACAAUCUCAACGUGACACACUCCCUUCAAAUAACAACCAACAAGAGUCACCUAGAGAACAAUCUCAACGUGACACACCCCCUCCAAAUAACAACCAACAAGAGUCACCUAGAGAACAAUCUCAACGUGACACACCCCCUCCAAAUAACAACCAACAAGAGUCACCUAGAGAACAAUCUCAACGUGACACACCCCCUCCAAAUAAUAAUCAAAAUCAAGAGUCACCUCUACAACCUUCUAAACCUGACACACCUCCUGUAAACUCAUCUGCAAACAAUAUAGCUUCUCCGACCAAUAAGCUAUCCAAUGAGCCACCGAAGUCUUCCGCUAUGCUGAUCGCUAGAUGCGUGCGUGUCGAAUAUAAAGUUGGUGGCGUGACGAAAGUCGACCGAGGUUGUUCCAUAGAAGAGACAAGUGCCAAAAAUGAAACUAUAUGCAAUACCAUUAUGAAGGACAAAACAUCAAAUCAAACCUCUUGCAUUAUUUGUGAUAAAGAUAAGUGUAAUUCUGCGGGUAAUUUAGUUGUUGGAUUGUUACCCCUUAUAAUGAGUUUGCUAUUAAUUAAGUAAUUUAUUACGUGUAUGUUAGAAUACCUUUAUUAUAUAAAGUUAUGAUAAUUCUAACGAUU
Pararge aegeria (speckled wood butterfly) is the source of this 1185-nucleotide messenger RNA. Its product is annotated as probable serine/threonine-protein kinase irlF. The record is from RefSeq and is a predicted model, not a curated record. Lineage: Eukaryota; Metazoa; Arthropoda; Insecta; Lepidoptera; Nymphalidae. The coding region runs from base 38 to 1126 and encodes 362 amino acids. The transcript has 4 exons.